Messenger RNA from Saccostrea cuccullata (small rock oyster), 444 nucleotides. RefSeq names its product succinate dehydrogenase assembly factor 2, mitochondrial-like. The record is from RefSeq and is a predicted model, not a curated record. Bases 1 to 444 code for a protein of 147 amino acids. Gene Ontology annotation, cellular component: mitochondrion. The transcript has a single exon. Lineage: Eukaryota; Metazoa; Mollusca; Bivalvia; Ostreida; Ostreidae. Gene Ontology annotation, biological process: tricarboxylic acid cycle; protein-FAD linkage; mitochondrial respiratory chain complex II assembly.
AUGUCGAAUCUACCUCGACUCCUAAGAUUCCCUUCUGUCGUAAGAUGCUUCAGAAACUUUCCAAGAUAUUCAAGUUCAGCGUCUGGAAACGGUGAUCAGCCGGAAUUUAUACCUGUUCCGGAAUACGCAGAGCGACAUGGAGAAAACAUUGAAGUGAGGAAAGCUCGACUACUCUACCAGAGCAGAAAGAGAGGAAUGCUUGAAAAUGGUCUUCUUUUAAGUACAUUUGCUUCGAAAUAUUUAAGGGAUAUGACAGAGCACCAGGUUGAGUUAUACGACAAACUUAUUAACAAACCAAGUAAUGACUGGGAAAUUUAUUACUGGGCAACGGGAAAUAAGCCCACACCAGAGGAAUAUCAAAGUGAAAUAAUGGACAUGUUGAAGGAGCACGCAAGAAAUGAGGACAGGGAUUGUAGAAUCACUCAGCCACCAUUAUUUACUUGA